AUGCAACAAGAUCGUAACGCAGAGUUGAUCGGGUUGCUUGAUCUUGCCAUGAUCCCCGAUAAGGGCGAAACCGCCGUCGCUGAUUUUGCCGUCGAACUGUUCAGGGUUCUGGGUUAUGUUCGUCGGCAACGAUUGGCACGCACGAGAGUGGACCUCUCCCUUCUUAUUUGCGGUGAAGAGAGACAUGCCAAGACAGAUGUCUGUAUUGUUGAUCGCUCUCAGAAUGGUAUCCUUCUCCUUGUCCAGGAGGACAAGAGGUUGCAGCAAUUGGAGCCAGUCAAUGCGCGGGCUCAGCUUGUAGCAGAAGCAGUUGCGGCCUUUAAUGAGAACAACGCACAAAGGGAAUCCAUGGGACUUCCACCAUUGGUCAGCAAGGUGAGCCAUUUCUUGAGUCAUGCCUGGCAUCGUAAUGGUUGGCACGUCGCCCGCAUUCUUCAAGAUUCCCGUCACGCAGACCCUGUCGGAUCAUAUCGCUCAUGGGACCUAUCCUCCAGCGGAAACACAAGUCACUUAUUGCUAUCCACCUGUCCCUCGUCCUGCUCGUCGGCGAAGUGA
Molecule: messenger RNA, 555 nt
Organism: Cantharellus anzutake
Lineage: Eukaryota; Fungi; Basidiomycota; Agaricomycetes; Cantharellales; Hydnaceae
Exons: 2
Coding region: 1-555 (184 amino acids)
Source: RefSeq, a predicted model, not a curated record